Messenger RNA from Striga asiatica, 3343 nucleotides. The record is from the annotation of a GenBank genome assembly. NCBI's taxonomy places the organism in Eukaryota, Viridiplantae, Streptophyta, Magnoliopsida, Lamiales, Orobanchaceae.
CUGACCGUCGCUUCGUGUAGCAGCUCCGCCGCCACCCGCACUAAGUCGCCGGCUUCCGCCGCUCACGAGAGCGGUCCGCCGAUUUCCAUCGCCGUACUCGGCUUUUGGAUCUGUCAUCGGAGGAGAAAUCAUAUAGUUAUCAAACCGUCUCUGGGCUUCGCGAGCUCGAAGAGACAGCUAAAAAAUAACAGAAAGCUCAGCUAUGGCGGGCAAUUUGGCUUCCAUUGGGAUGAAAGUUCUCAGCCAGUACUGGGUUUUACCACAACCCACAAGCAGGUUGGUAUUAUAGCAACAGAGACCAUCUUUAUUACAAAUUCGAAGAUGGGAAAUAUAUUCUUCAUGAGUGCCCGGGAUCAAAUAGAUAAAGUUAAUUGCAAUUCUGGAGAAGAAUCAUUUGAAGCUCAAAUGGAAGGGAUAGAAGCUUCUGCUGAUCCUUGUCUAGACAUGUCGGCUUGUAAUACCACUGAAGUAACAGAUUAUCCGCCUCCACCAUCAGAAUGGUAUGCUGGCUAUUCGAAUCAAACUACAUGUGCAGCUGAUUCUGACACGAUGACUGUGUCCAAAGAGAAUAAUGACAUUGAUAAUCUAAAUGUUCAAGAGAAUGGUGUAACUGAGGAAGGAGAAAAAAAGGCGUGGGUGUCGGAUUUGCAACCGGUGGAUUUAUGGGAUAGGGGUUUGGUUAGAUGGACAAUAAAAAGGUGGGAAAGCAGAGGUGGCUCGACUGAUUGGCAGAUUAAACAAGAGUUCUAGCAAACUUCAUCCUUCAGUGCCUACGGGUGGUGGUAUAACUCUGUGAAAUAUUAAGAGAGACGGAUACGAACCAGGUGUAUGUCAUGAAUUAUUUUUGCUGCCGCCAUCGUUCCUUGAGGAACGGAUGUGAACGUGAUGAUCAAGAUGUUGCUUUUUAAAUCCUCGAGCCCAAUUCUCAAUCACUACUCCGCAAUCAUCCACCUCUGUAUCAUAUGGUAUACUCUCGCCCAAGUUGAUGGACUUCAAUUUGUAGCAAUGCCUGAUACGAAGGCGCCUGAGCCUCGGGAAGCUAUCAAUCCCGCAUAUGAAGUUCUCGACAUCCAAGUCCUCCAUCAGCAAAAAUGUUAGGCCUGAGAAGAUCAAGUCGCUCAAUAAGCACUCAGGGCCCUGGAAAGCAUACUGUCGCAGUUUAAGCGCACUGAUAUUAGGCAGUUGGGCAAUCACCUUUAUGUACUCCCAUGGAAACCGACACCCGCUCAGAGUUAUCUUUUUAAUGUAUAUGGGAAAUGAUGGAGUUACCAAAGAAGCAAAAGUGGUCCCAAGAUCAGGUCCUACAACGACGCACUUGAAGGACUCGAACUUGGAAUACUGAUGUGAGAAAUUACUAAAAAAGGCAAAGGUCUCAACCGUAUCAUGUGCUAGCAAUGGCACGACCCGAACUCCUACUUUUUCCAACUUGGGCAUCCUUGCAAGCACUCCAUGCGUACAACUCCGGGGGCUCACGCCCGAAAGAGAGAGUAGGUUUUCGAGGAAAAAACAAGCCGUAGAAGGAUGCGGGAGGUCCCAUCCCAUGCAGUGUAAGUGCCUCAGUUUACGCAAAGUCCAAAUCUCCAUAGGUAGAUAACUAUUAGCCACAGCACACGAGGAUCUGACGAUUUGAUGCCGAUGGACAAUCAAGACUUGGAGGUCACAGAGUGCGGAAAUAGCCGAUGGGAUCUCGCCAUCGUAGGUGAUGGCGAGGUACCUUAACCGAACGAGGCCGAGUACUUGGUCAGGGAACUCGUAGAAACGGACAGCUGGUGCAUCCAACACAUUGAGCAGCUUAAAGGGCAGAGGAGGAGUCCCGCACAGUACUGGGUACUGACUGCGUGGACCGUAACAGAGAAGAGAACAUGCGGAUGAAACUGAUUCGAGCGCCGCACGAGCUUGCUUGAGUCCAAGUACGAUGUUGUUAUGAAAGCAAAGCCUCGGAUGGCUGCCUGUGCCCUGCACAUUGGCGUGCUCCAACUUUUUUAUGACGUGGCAAAAACCUUCGUCCCGAGCCUCCUUGAUGCAGAAACCCCGGUACAUGACGUGGACCCUGCAGGUUUUGAUUCCUUCGUCGGUGGAGCUGUAGUUGAGAACUUGAACGAGACUCCGGGCCACGAGCUUGAUCAGAUAAAUCCUUCCCACCUCUUUCUGUAACAUAUGUCCUUGUGCGGCGAUGAAUCCCUCGGCAACCCACAAGUUGAUGAUUCUAGACAGGCGGAUCUCGAUUCCUUUCGGGAUUAGGCCCACGUACAGAAAGCAGGGCUGCAGAUGCCGAGGCAGCUGCUGGUAACUCAGAGACGCCUUACGCAAGAGGAUCGGGUCGUUGAGCAGAAAAUCACUCUCUUCAACCUCCUUCCAUCUCUUGGCCGUCCUGUCGACCCCACAAAGGAGCUUCCCGACUUGGAUGAUUGCAAGUGGAAGGCCCUCACAGCUGCCGGAGAUUCUCCUCCCGAUACUUUCGAGUUCCCACGGGCAGUAGCUGCCGUAGGGAAACACCACUCUAUGGAGCAGACGCCAGCUGUCGUCAUCGUUAAGGAAAGGAUCCCGAAGCACGUAGCCAUUCGACAUGACGACAUCUCGAGCUAUGAGCCCGUUUUGGGUCGUCACAAUGAUUCGGCUCCCUUUUAUGUCGUUCGGGGCAGACCUCAUCACUUGUUGCCAGGUCUUCAAAUCCCCCAAGUUGUCGAUCACGACUAGGUACUUGUUACCGGGCAAAAUUUUGUUCAGCUGUUGCAUGUCGAAGGGACUAGUGACGAUCUUGACCAACAAAGUUUUGUUGUUGAGGGACCAAGCCAUGUCGUCUAGCUUGUUUCCUUUCGGGGAGACGGUUACCCAGGCACGACACGUGAAGUGGGCCCGCACGUACGGGUCGUGGUAGAUGCAUCUAGCGAGGGCCGUCUUGCCUAUGCCGGUCAUUCCCGAGAUCACACAGCCCCGAAUAGGCUCGUCUCCGCCCAGAAGCUUGCCUUUGAGCGCCUUCAAAAUGUGCGCCCGCCCGACCAGCUCGUCAUCGUUCAUGCGUCUGUGAUGAAGAUGAACCAGAGAUCGACCGCUCGUCAUCGUUUAUUGAGGCUGUUCAACUGUCCUGGUUCCCUUUUGUGUGGUCACUUGUCACUGUUUUAAAGUCAGUAAAGUGGUUGCAGAUUAUGCAACUUGUAUUAAGUUUAUGUACAAGUUGUGUGCUUAAUAAUUCACUGAUGUGGAUGUUUGUAUUAUAUAAUAGCUGAUGGUUGUCACCAAAUGGACAGCAGGGGUGAUUUAGCCAUUUUGUUUUUAAUAAUUAUGUACACUAAAUCAUAUAUUGAAUCAUUUGCAUUUAAAUUCAAUCCGUUAAACUCAUUUC